AUGUGGAGGCUUCUUUGUCGUUUGCUGCCUUUUCCCGAUAUUCUACAGAGAUUUGGGAUCAACCUACCAUCUAUUUGUCCCCUCUGUAAGAAUGAUUCUGCUGAGCUCGAACACUGCAUGUUUCGCUGCCCAACGGCACAGCAAGUUUGGCAUCACUUUCGUGGUCUCUUCGGCCUUGGCGCUGCUCUCUCUAGCUCAAUCAGGGUCGAGUGUCACUCUUGGUGGCUUCUUGCAACUCCGGGGUCGGCGACGGCUUGGUGCGCGAACUUAAUCCCGUGCCUAAUUCUUUGGACUCUUUGGUGUUCCUACAAUCGGGGUCUCUAUGACGGCCAAGUUGCUUCAACUUUCAUCGCCAAUAGACAGAUCAAACAGGAUCUUUUUGCACUCUCCUCUGUUCAGAAACUUCGACGUAAAGGGCCUGAGGAUGAAUUUCUCUUGACAGAAGGGAUUGUGGCGCGUUUUGCAUCUCCGUCGCACCGGCUGACGAUUUGGGUUAAAUGGCUUACACCGCCAUCGGGUCGCCUAAAGCUCAACACUGACGCUUCGUUCGCAGAUGACGCCGCUGCUGGUGGUACAUGUUUACGGGACUCCAGUGGCUGCCUUAUAGCUGGUUUAUGCUUCCGAUUAGAAGCCACAUCGGCUUUGGAAGCCGAGGCUUUUUCGUUACGGUGUGCGCUGCUUUGGUGCAUGGCUUUUGCCAAGCGCCCUUUCACGAUCGAAGUGGACUCGCUUGCCCUCGCCACUCUGGUUGAAGGCAAGCAGACCAAGAUACCGUGGAAGGUUAGAGAUGCGGUGCUUUUUGUUCGUUCUUGCUUGGACACUUGGGGCUCCACGAUUAGGCAUGUCUAUCGGGAAGCCAACCAAGUUGCAGACGCUUUAGCUUCGGCUGCUUUGAGUUUCCCCACAUCUAUGAUCUUUUGUAACGCUAGCUCUUUGCCCGAGAAGGCCAAGUUAGCUCUUAUGUAUGAUCUGAGGGGUUUUUCCUCUCUUCGGGCGAUUCGUCGCUAA
Molecule: messenger RNA, 1008 nt
Organism: Ipomoea nil (Japanese morning glory)
Lineage: Eukaryota; Viridiplantae; Streptophyta; Magnoliopsida; Solanales; Convolvulaceae
Exons: 1
Coding region: 1-1008 (335 amino acids)
Molecular function (GO): RNA-DNA hybrid ribonuclease activity; nucleic acid binding
Source: RefSeq, a predicted model, not a curated record